Messenger RNA from Olea europaea var. sylvestris, 897 nucleotides. RefSeq names its product zinc finger BED domain-containing protein RICESLEEPER 3-like. The record is from RefSeq and is a predicted model, not a curated record. The transcript is spliced from 4 exons. Bases 1 to 897 code for a protein of 298 amino acids. Gene Ontology annotation, molecular function: protein dimerization activity. Lineage: Eukaryota; Viridiplantae; Streptophyta; Magnoliopsida; Lamiales; Oleaceae.
AUGGUUUUAAAUGAUAUCAUACAGGAAUAUGGUAUACAAGAUAUGGUUCGAAGUUUUACUUUUGAUAAUGCUGCAGUAAACAAAGUUGUUAUUGAAAGAUUUAUUGCUGAUCUUAACCCCGAGAAAUCAUUUGCCACUGAUGUAACACAUAGGUGGAACUCUACAUAUCUUAUGUUAAAUUCGUGUGAAAAUUACGAUAAAGUGAUUUCACUAUAUUAUAAUAGUAGGCAUACACUCGGACCCGAACAUAAUUUGGAAGAUUGGGAAUGGACUAUUGCAUUUUACGUGAAAAAAUUCUUACAACCUUUUUUCGAUGCUACAAAGGAAUUAAUGGACUCUCGACUUAAUUUAACUGGCAUAAAAACUAAUGUAAAGGGGAUAUCAGAUUUUUUGAAUAUAGAAUUAUCACACGUGCAUAUAGAAUCUUUUUUAUGUGAAAUGUAUAGUUAUUAUGCUGAAAAGGAAGAUAGCAAUACAAGUGUUUCUUCAUUUAGUUCUAGUUCUAGCUCAUCAACAUCUAGAGCGAUCAAUAUUGGUGGUACAAAUCUUGAAAUUCCUUCUGAGUUAGCUAGGUAUAUAUGCGUGGAUGUUCGUAGUGUGUUGCAACCGAACGAAUUACAAGAAUUUAGUCUUUUAAAUUGGUGGAGAUGUUACGAAAGGCAAUAUCCAGUUGUAUCAAAAAUUGCACGUGAUCUACUAACACCUCCGGUGUCUACGGUAGCAUCGGAGGCUGUAUUCAGUUUAGGUGGUCGAAUUUUAUCAGAUGAACGAUCAAGACUAAUAGAAGAUAUAUUGGAGGCUUUGAUAUGUUUGAAGGAUUGGGAAUGUACAGAAUUACAUGUUCAAGAACAUGUUGAUAGUAUAAUGGCCGAAGAGUUGCAGCAUAUCCAAACAUAG